This is a messenger RNA of Teleopsis dalmanni, 1294 nucleotides long. RefSeq lists its product as uncharacterized. NCBI's taxonomy places the organism in Eukaryota, Metazoa, Arthropoda, Insecta, Diptera, Diopsidae. Bases 103 to 1089 code for a protein of 328 amino acids. Gene Ontology annotation, molecular function: peptidyl-prolyl cis-trans isomerase activity. Gene Ontology annotation, biological process: protein peptidyl-prolyl isomerization. The record is from RefSeq and is a predicted model, not a curated record. The transcript has a single exon.
AAUAAAUUUAUAUAUAUUAAUUUUACAUAAAAAACACGAAUUUAUUAAUUUUUUGGUUAAAUUAUUCGUUUUGGUUUAGUAUAACCCCACAAAAAUAUCACAAUGAAGGAUAUGUAUAAAGUUUCAUCGUUGAUGCAUUUACAAUAUUUGCAACAUCGCCAAAGGCUCAGAAAUGUGGUACCUCGAGUAGAUACAAGCUCGCCAAAGGUGCGUUUAACAAACAUAAGAGAAGCUUCCAAUUUAAUAGGAAUGAAAGAAGCACUGGCAAAUAAUAUAAAAAUGAUAAAGCAAAUUAUAACAAUUACGGCUGAUCCUGAUUUGAGAACAUUUAAUCAGCGUAAAAUACCUAUUAUGAAUAAUCGUGAACAUAUUGAUAUGAAACUUAAGAUGCUCGACAAGGAGAAUUACAAAUUUGGUUGCAGAUUAUUAAAUGCAAAACCCUUCGUUGAAACAAGACAUUAUGGUAGAUUUAAAUAUGCGGAUAAACCGAAAGAUACAAGCAAUCAAAUCAAAAUACCAGAAAGAAUUUUUAAUGCUUACGCUAAAAUAGUAUCUGAAAAAAGUUUGCCUCUUUUGAAACACCUUUUAAGGCCCAUCAUAUAUUUUGAUUUAGCAGUAGAAGAUAUAAGUGAACAAAGUCCCACACCAUUAGGCCGUGUGAAAAUUCAACUAUGCACUGAAGCUUGUCCUUCUGUGGUUCUUCAAUUUGUGCGUAUUUUUGCUCAUCAUAAAUCCAAGGCAAUUAAAUUUUUACGUAUAUUUUCAACAUUGUGGGUUGAAGGUGAAAUGAAAGUAGAAAAUGCACCAUCAAAACUAGAAAAAAGUAAAUUGCUUUUUAAUAACGAUAUUAUCGAUCACCAAACUACUGAAGGUGUAUUGUCUUUUUCAAAAAAAAUAUAUAAACGUUUCCAAAAUAAUUUACUCAAUUUUGCUAUCAGUUUUCGAGAAAUUUCCGCUGACAAAUGUGAUCGCAUGGCCAUUGGCGUUGUUAUACAGGGCAUGCCCGCAAUAAAAGGUCUACAGGCUUUCGGUACAACGCAUGGAAGCACUCGAAGUACACCUGUGAUUUUAAAUUGUGGGGUUGAAUAGGGAAUUACUGAUAAAUAGAGAUUAUACUAAAUACGCAAAGUUGAGAGUUAAGCACAAAUUUUUUUCUAUUUUGGAAAAACAUUUUGAACUUAAUUUUUGAAACUUUGUGUAUUUAGUAUUUUUUCAUAGUUUUUUCCACACGAGUAGCUAAAUUCUCUGUUCAUUCAAAUUUUUUGUGAAAUACUACUAGUUUUUUAUAUAUUUA